AUAAGACAAAUAUAUAUGUUUGAAAAUACAAAGUUUUCAGAAUCUUUUAUUUAUUCACCAAGAGUAGUGUUCACACUUCUCUCAGCCUUAGUAGCUAUCACGAUGGGGGAUAAUUCAGAACUUCAAGUCCUUCAGUCCAAUGGGCAAUUCACAAACAAACUCUAUAAGAUAUUAUCAGAAAAGGAAGGAAAUGUGUUCUUUUCGCCAAUAAGUGCACAUACUGUAUUAUCUAUGUCAUACCUUGGUGCAGAAGGUACCACAAAAGAAGCUUAUGUAAAAAGUCUAGCAUUACCGGACAAAGAAUCCACAGCCAACGGUUACCAGCAAAUCUCAAGUAAAUUGAACAACGCACCCAAUAUAACCCUCUACAUGGCCAACAAAGUUUACGUUGCCAAUGUUGCAAAACUAAAGGAAAGUUUCUCUAAAGCUGUUGUCGAAAAAUUCAACUCCGAAGUGCAAACUGUUAAUUUUGGUGCCAAUGUAGAAGCAGCCAAAACUAUAAACAGCUGGGUUGAACAAAAAACUGUGAACAAAAUAAAAAAUCUCAUUUCUCCUGAUGAUUUGGAUGCUCUCACCCGACUUGUACUAGUGAAUGCUAUCUAUUUCAAGGGAUCAUGGCACAGGAAAUUCCAGAAGAGUGACACCAGAACCGAACCUUUCUAUUUGAACGAAAAAGAUACAAUUGACGUACAAAUGAUGCAUAUUGAAAAGUCUUUCAGAUUCAAGCAUGAUGAUAACCUGAAAGCUAAGGUUCUCGAGAUGCCUUAUUCUAACCAAGAAUUCAGCAUGGUGAUCAUUUUGCCCGAUGAAAGGGAUGGCAUUAAAGAUUUAGAAGCUAAAUUGGAGAAGGUUGACUUGACAAAGAUCACUGAGGAUAUGUACCCCUCUGACGUUAAUGUAGCUUUACCCAAGUUCAAGAUUGAAACAACUGUGAAUUUGAAUGAGGCUCUCGACAAGAUUGGACUUGGUGAAAUCUUCUCGAAUGGAGCUAACUUCAGUGAAAUACUCGAGGGAAAUGAACCCUUAGCAGUAAGCAAAGUUAUUCAAAAAGCCUUCAUUGAAGUCAAUGAAGAAGGUGCUGAAGCAGCUGCAGCUACUGGCAAGAGAAUAAUAAAGAAAAGAAAAGGAGUGUAUGUGCAUAAAGAAAAUAUGGUGUGCGACCAUCCAUUUGCACAUCUUAUCUGUGUGAAAAAUGUUGAUGGUUCAAAUAGCGUACUUUUCGCCGGAAAAUUUGCUCUUCCACCUCUUCAAAUCCAGGACGAACCCUAAACCACUAGGAUUGAUUUGCCUUUCAGAAAAUUGUGAAAUUAAAUGAAAUGGAGAUAUAUUCAAAUAAUAUGUUUGGCAGUCUGUUAUUGUCGAUUAGGUUGCUUUUGUUAUAUGCGUUGAUGAUUUGCUAUGCUUCAUUUUGAAGAAAUGGAUAAAAGUUUUCGUAAAUUACGCUUAUUUUAGUGAACGAACGUACAUAGAUAUGGGAAAAAUCAACAAAAAAUGAUUUGUCUUUUUCUUUUUUCAUUUUAAUUUUACUACUAUUAUUUUAGUCGAGUUACUUCUUCAUCAAUUGAGCCAGGUUUGAAAAUAAGAGAUCUUCAAAAAAACAAUUACCUCUAAAUACCUAAAUAUUUUUAUUGACGGACUGGCUAUAUUUUUUUAUACAAAGCUUUUCAAUCUUUUUUUGUUGAUUCCACAUGAUGAAAAGUUUGUUGAUGAAUUAUUAUUAUAAAUAUCUAUAUAACAAUGAAGUCAACGCUUACGAACAGAGAAAAAGCUCAAGGUGUAUCCAUUGAAAAAUUCUAUUGAAAAUUUAAACAUAUUACCGAAUUAAAUGAAAGAGUAUGGUACAUUUGAUAUCUUAAACUCUAAAUUAUGGAAAAUUUUUAUUAUUGGACAACAAUGAUCUUCAAAAUCGCAGUUUUCGACCAAACUAUUACGCCAAAAUAUUUUUCUUUAGAUUAUUAUAAAUAGAUGAUUGUGAUGUACCUAUCUUUCAUCCGUCGAUGAUUCAAAACUUUUGACCGCAUUGACCUGUUGCUUUAUCAGCAUCCAAAAAACAUUUCGAAUAAAUACAGACUAUACUGACUCUUCAAUAAAAUUCCGUGUUAGAAGUUCCAAAAUUGAAUUAUCUGUUUUCUUUUUGCCAACUAGCAAAUUGCACUUGUUAUUGCCAAGCUGCUUUCAAUGUAUACAACUCGAUAUUGCCGAAAAUAUCAAUUAAUUAUUCAUAUUUGUCAGGUAUGAUGAUUAUGGCUAGAUGUCUAAUAUUACCAAGGGAGCCAGAAGAUUUCAUUGUCGAUCAUCCCUUCAUUAUACAAAUUGCAAAAAGUGGCAAGAA
This is a messenger RNA of Harmonia axyridis, 2332 nucleotides long. Its product is annotated as antichymotrypsin-2-like. The record is from RefSeq and is a predicted model, not a curated record. The transcript has 4 exons. The coding region runs from base 16 to 1269 and encodes 417 amino acids. Lineage: Eukaryota; Metazoa; Arthropoda; Insecta; Coleoptera; Coccinellidae. Gene Ontology annotation, molecular function: serine-type endopeptidase inhibitor activity.